Molecule: messenger RNA, 791 nt
Organism: Salvia splendens (bonfire salvia)
Lineage: Eukaryota; Viridiplantae; Streptophyta; Magnoliopsida; Lamiales; Lamiaceae
Product: CBS domain-containing protein CBSX3, mitochondrial
Exons: 6
Coding region: 147-695 (182 amino acids)
Source: RefSeq, a predicted model, not a curated record
ACACACAAAAUUAAUCCAACAAGCAACUGACUAUGGGAAGAAACAUUCUAAUCCAAACUGCUUGCUUUAUAAGGACAAAUUAAGCCAUUAUUCUGUAGUUGAAUUUCUGAGCUUGAGGCAUACUUCUAUGCUAAGAAGGAUCAACAAUGCAAGGGCUUCUACAGACAGUUCGAUUUUGGACAACAAAGCAUCCGCAAGGUUUGAACGGUGCAAGGCCAGAGACAGGACUGCGCAACACUACGGUUGCAGAGGUGCUAUCAACCAAAGGGCAAGACAAGGCCGGGUCCUGGCUCUGGUGUCGGACAGAUGACACCGUCUGUGAUGCUAUCAAGCAAAUGGCUCAGAACAACGUAGGGUCUCUCGUGGUUCUGAAUCCGGGGGAGCAACAUCAUAUAGCCGGAAUUCUAACGGAACGAGACUAUUUGAGGAAGGUGAUUGUGCAAGACAGGUCCUCUAUAUACACAAAAGUUGGGGAGAUCAUGACUAAUAAGGACAAGCUAGUGACAGUAACAUCAGAUACAAGCAUUCUUCAUGCAAUGCAGCUCAUGACUGAGAAUCAGAUUCGGCAUGCCCCGGUUAUAGAUGGGAAGAUAGUAGGCAUGAUUUCCAUUGUGGAUGUUGUGAAAGCUGUAGUAGAGCAGCAACAUGAAGAAUUGAAGCGACUAAACGAGUUUAUCCGAGGAGAGUACUAUUAAGCUCGUUCCAUAAUUCAUGUUGUACAUCGAUAAUAUAUAAUCAAAUGUCUGGUUUAUCAUACUACAAUUAAUAUAUACUCCCUCCGUCAUAAUACA